Molecule: messenger RNA, 1647 nt
Organism: Capsella rubella
Lineage: Eukaryota; Viridiplantae; Streptophyta; Magnoliopsida; Brassicales; Brassicaceae
Product: putative F-box protein At1g67390
Exons: 4
Coding region: 74-1486 (470 amino acids)
Molecular function (GO): protein binding
Source: RefSeq, a predicted model, not a curated record
CAUAUGGCAAAUUCUUAACCAAACCUAUCUUCACAGAUUCACAUCUCUCAUAGUGUUCAUACAAGUGAAAAUCAUGAGUCUCUUCCCUCUCUCCGCUCUCACAACCUCUCAACUUCAUCAUCCUACCAACCCCAUGACUGCAUCAUCAUCAUCGGAUGCAAGAGGCGACCAGAUCCUCGUCGAUACGGUCGAGGACAGGAUCAGUGAACUCCCAGACGACGUCUUGGUCAGGAUCCUAAAGGAUAUGACCACAGAAGAUGUUGUCAAGACAAGUGUGUUGUCUCAGAGAUGGAAGGAUGUUUGGAAAAAAGUCCCAUACCUCAUCUUCGAUAUGCAAAAAGCUACCAUACCCAACAAUAUGGAACCUCUGGUCGUUCAUUCUGAUCGUGUUGCCGAUUCCAUUACCGAGGUUAUAAACAAUCACAAAGGUCAUCUGGCGGGCUGCACAAUCAGACAUUAUUACCACCAAUGUCAUGACGGUGUGCUCGAAACUUGGAUUCGAUUACUUACUCUUCAGAAACAGACAAGGGCUCUCUCACUUUCAAACCUUCAUGCUAAUGGUAGAGGACUCAAUCUACUCGAGUUGUCCCCAAACGCAUUCUCACAUCCAAUGCUCGUAUCACUCUUCCUAUCCCUAUACGACAUAGAAACUCCACAUGCCUUCAACCAAUGCCAUAACCUCAUGAUUCUCAAGCUUGAUAGCAUAUUUGCUGAGGUUGAUGUGCUAAACACAGUUAUUGCAUCGUGCCCCUCUCUCAAGGUGCUGGUGCUUCAUGUAUUGUGGUACAAUGCAAGGGCUUGCUUGAAGAUUAGGAACAAUAACCUAAAACUCUUGCAUGUGGCUUCCACUUUUGUCGAUUGCAUUGAAGUGUCUGCAGCUCUUCUGGAUAUUUUUUCCAUUGACUAUAUCUUUGAUGGGGAAUACAACUUCGUCAUCGAUGCCCCUAGACUUUUGUUUACUACAAACAUGGAGAGAUUACCAUCCUUGAACUAUAAUAUUUCAUGUGAUGCUCAGGAGAUGGAAAACUUUGGGAAUAAGUUCUUGCUGAGUAGAGAUGCUAACUAUUUUCGUCGGCUUAAAUGUUUGGCGGUGGCCGUGAAUGUAAUGAACUGGAAAGAAGUUGAAAUGUUAAGGGAUGUUCUUGUUUCAUGGAAUGGAAUAAUGAGAGAGCUCGAUAUAUUAUUCAAGGAUAAGGAAGAAGGUGAAACGUCGAUUGAUGGAGCACAAGAGACAAUGUGGGAGGAAAACUUGUUUCCCAAUGCUGAUUUCCGCGUGAAAGUUGUGUGGAUGUUUAAUUUCAGCGGGUCGAAUGAGAAACAGUUUGAGUUAGCUUCGCGUUUUAUAACGCAAGGGACCGUAAUGAAGAAGAUGAUGAUCAUGUCGUCUUCGGUUCCUGCAAAGGAGAAGUUAGAUAUUGAAGCGGCAGUCGCCAAGCUAAUGAAACUUCCAAAGGGUAACAAGAAGCUCCAUAUUGGAUGCUUUUGAUGGAAAUUUGGUUCCAAUCUAUAUAGUUCUAUAUAUUCUGAUAUAAAAACAUAAACCAUGAUGUUUUCUUCUCCCUUUCUUUAGUUACAUUUUCUUUUAUGAUAAAAAUUAUAUGUUGGCUAAGUUUUAAUUUGCUUUUAAGUUUAAUUGACAAAAUACCA